This is a messenger RNA of Mesocricetus auratus (golden hamster), 4997 nucleotides long. Its product is annotated as lysine-specific demethylase 4C. The record is from RefSeq and is a predicted model, not a curated record. The transcript is spliced from 22 exons. Gene Ontology annotation, biological process: chromatin remodeling. Gene Ontology annotation, molecular function: histone H3K36 demethylase activity; histone H3K9 demethylase activity. Bases 117 to 3209 code for a protein of 1030 amino acids. Gene Ontology annotation, cellular component: nucleus. Lineage: Eukaryota; Metazoa; Chordata; Mammalia; Rodentia; Cricetidae.
GCCUGUGCGUCCUCGGGGCCUCCCUGGGGUCGGGCUGCGGGGACCCGCGAGGUCGCAGGUAGCCCGCCCCUCCCCAGGCCUUAUUCCCGGCCCUGGCAGAGACUCCUGUAGUCAUCAUGGAGGUUGUGGAGGAGAGUCCCCUGAAUCCCAGCUGUAAGAUAAUGACCUUCAGACCUUCGAUGGAGGAGUUUCGGGAGUUCAACAAAUACCUCGCGUACAUGGAGUCUAAAGGAGCCCACCGAGCAGGUCUUGCAAAGGUGAUUCCUCCUAAGGAGUGGAAGCCGAGACAAUGCUAUGAUGAUAUUGAUAAUUUGCUUAUCCCAGCACCAAUUCAGCAGAUGGUCACAGGGCAGUCGGGACUGUUUACUCAGUACAACAUCCAGAAAAAAGCCAUGACUGUGAAGGAGUUCCGGCAGCUGGCUAACAGUAGCAAAUACUGUACUCCAAGAUACUUGGAUUAUGAAGACUUGGAACGCAAAUACUGGAAAAACUUAACUUUUGUGGCACCUAUUUAUGGAGCAGAUAUUAAUGGGAGCAUAUAUGAUGAGGGUGUCGAUGAAUGGAAUAUAGCUCGCCUAAAUACAGUCUUGGAUGUGGUUGAAGAAGAGUGUGGUAUUUCUAUUGAGGGUGUAAAUACCCCUUAUCUCUAUUUCGGAAUGUGGAAAACAACAUUUGCCUGGCACACCGAGGACAUGGAUCUCUACAGUAUUAAUUAUCUCCACUUUGGGGAGCCCAAGUCUUGGUAUGCUAUACCUCCGGAGCAUGGAAAGCGACUUGAAAGAUUAGCCCAAGGCUUUUUCCCUAGCAGCUCCCAAGGCUGUGAUGCAUUUCUCCGCCACAAGAUGACACUGAUUUCCCCCUCUGUGCUGAAGAAGUAUGGCAUUCCCUUUGACAAGAUCACCCAGGAGGCUGGAGAAUUUAUGAUCACUUUUCCUUAUGGAUAUCAUGCUGGUUUUAAUCAUGGUUUCAAUUGUGCUGAGUCUACAAAUUUUGCUACUGUCAGAUGGAUCGACUACGGCAAAGUUGCUAAAUUGUGCACUUGCCGGAAUGACAUGGUGCAGAUAUCAAUGGAUAUAUUUGUGAAGAAAUUUCAGCCAGACAGGUACCAAAUAUGGAAACAAGGGAAGGAUAUAUAUACUAUUGACCAUACAAAGCCCACUCCUGAGUCUACCCCUGAAGUAAAACUAUGGCUACAGAGGAGGAGAAAAUUGAAAAAAGCUUCCAAGAGCCUGCAGGGUAAUAGGUCACAUUCUAAAAGGCCUAAAGCUGAGGAGGAUGAGGAAUCGGUUGAAUCAAAUGUGGAGGAGGUCUCUAACCCUGCCACCAUAUGUUCAGGACACCUCAAGGUCACUGAAAAGCUAGAAAAAACAUCCAAACUGGGGAACAUCAUAGCUCCUUCAGCAGGAGAAGCUUCCGAUACCAGGACACAAGCUCAUCACAACUUACAGAAUGACACCAAACUCUCAGGAAAAAGCUGUAUAAAUUCACCUGUAAUAGAUGAAAUACAGCAUGAAGAUGGCUUAGCAAAUGCUGUAACUUCACCAUCUAUGCCCAAGAAGACCUGUGACUUCAUGCCAUUUUCAAGUGGCCAGGUAAUAGGCAAGGAGUCACAUCUCCUCAAGAAUCUAAGGCCUGAAUCUCCCAAGAUGUCUUCCUCCUUGGCAGAAAGUAAUAUGGUAUUGACAGAGGAAGAAGGCAAUAAUGAGGAGGACCAUGGAAGUAACCAUGAGCCUGGGGAAAUCCCAGAAGCUCUUAGUGAAGAGCGAAAUGGGCUCAAAUUUUCUAAGAUAAUAGAAGGACUGCCCAAAACUACUAAGAGUUGGCGCCAUCCACUUGGUAAGCCUCCAGCCAGAUCCCCAAUGACUCUUGUGAAGCAGCAGGUAGUGAGUGAUGAAGAGUCACCUGAGAGUCUACCCACUGAUGAAGAAGUAGAAGAAACCGAGUCUUGGGCAAAGCCUCUCAUCCACCUUUGGCAGACAAAGUCUCCUAACUUUAUGGCUGAACAAGAGUAUAAUGCAGCUGUGGCAAAAAUGGAACCACACUGUGCAAUCUGUACUCUGCUCAUGCCCUAUUACAAGCCUGAGAGCAGCAAAGAAGAAAAUGAUUCUAGUUGGGAGACAGCAGUAAAUGAAGUGGUUAAAUCUGGAAGAAAAACUAAACCCAUUAUUCCAGAGAUGUGUUUUAUUUAUAGUGAAGAAAAUGUAGAAUAUUCCCCCCCAAAUGCCUUCCUUGAAGAGGAUGGAACAAGUCUUCUGAUUUCCUGUGCCAAGUGCUUCGUACAGGUUCAUGCAAGUUGUUAUGGCAUCCCCUCUCGUGAUGUCUGUGAUGGAUGGCUCUGUGCCCGGUGCAAAAGAAAUGCAUGGACUGCAGAAUGCUGUCUCUGCAAUUUGAGAGGAGGUGCUCUUAAGCAGACUAAAAACAAUAAGUGGGCCCAUGUCAUAUGUGCUGUUGCAGUCCCAGAAGUUCGAUUCACUAAUGUCCCAGAAAGGACACAAAUAGAUGUAGGCAGAAUACCUUUACAGAGGUUAAAAUUGAAAUGCAUCUUCUGCAGACACCGGGUUAAGAAGGUUUCUGGAGCUUGCAUUCAGUGUUCCUAUGGCCGCUGCCCAGCUUCCUUCCAUGUCACAUGUGCCCAUGCUGCUGGGGUACUCAUGGAGCCUGAUGACUGGCCUUAUGUGGUAAACAUCACGUGCUUCAGACAUAGAGGCAACUCAAAUGCGAAGUCCAAAGCUUGUGAGAAAGCCCUCUCUGUGGGUCAGACAGUCAUCACAAAGCAUCGGAACACUCGGUACUACAGCUGUAGAGUGACAGAUGUGACAUCUCAAACCUUCUAUGAGGUCAUGUUUGAUGAUGGCUCCUUUAGCAGAGACACUUUUCCUGAGGAUAUUGUGAGCAGAAACUGUUUGAAACUGGGCCCUCCUGCUGAGGGAGAAGUCAUCCAAGUCAAAUGGCCCGAUGGUAAACUCUAUGGGGCGAAGUAUCUUGGAUCAAAUGUUGCCUACAUGUAUCAGGUUGAAUUUGAAGAUGGAUCCCAGAUAGCCAUGAAGAGGGAAGACAUAUACACUUUAGAUGAAGAGUUACCCAAGAGGGUAAAGGCCCGUUUUACAAACCAACCAGUUCACAACUUGGAAAUUUCCUUCCCAAGUGAAAUAUGGUACUUUCUCAGGAAUCCAAAGGAUAGCCAGGCACUCUGCAUAAUUGCCUCAUGAGCAGAAAAAUAUACACAGCUGCCAACUGGAACCAUUUCCAAUUUCCAAGUUUCCUUGUGUCUGCUCCCUUGUUUUUUUCUUCUUGUUUUGUUUUUAUUUUUUGUUGUUGUUUUUUUUUCCACGAUGGAUCAUGAGUUUUCAACUCCUAAGAGUCUGUCUGUUUUGUUACCAACCUGAGAUACGCUAUAUGCUGCUAUCAUUGUAAGUCAUACACCUAAUUUAAAGCAGUGGAGAACGUAUUCUGCAAAACAGAAAGUUAGGAACUGAAAUGGGUGUUUUAGGGUUGACACUAGCUUUGGUCUUUAACUGAGUAUCUCAGCAAUAGCCUGCCCUUCUCACUAAACACUCACUGAGCAGUAGCUGAGUUCCACACCUGUUACUUAGUGUUGAUUUGUAGUUCUAAUACUCUUUACCUUAAGGAACACCUGAUGGGAAGAACAUUGCCUAUCCCUGCAUUUAUGUUCAGGGCUCACAGGAACCUCCAGCUUUCCUAUGGAAGGCGAAUUAUCCCAGAGAGAAAACAUGAGAUGCAGUACCAGUGAAAUGAGGCUCAGAAUGUAAAAUUUAAUCUUCUCAGAGAAGGAAAUAGAAUUUGCUUGGUUGUAAAUGUCUGGCCUUGGAAAUGUACAGAUCAUCUUGAGAGCAGGUAAAAGGCGAAAAGAUUAUAGGCAGGUACAUAUAGCCCUCUGUAAUCAUUUAACUAGAAUAUUCUUAAAGAGCUUUUUUCCUAGUGAUUUAAUGGGAGACAGAUUGGGACUGCUACAUUUAUUACAGUGGUCCAAAAAGAGAAAUGGGGACCCUGCAUGCGGGACAAUGACUGCUUCGGAUCUAUGACCUCCUGUCAGGGUGUGGAUCAUAGGGAAUCCACAGUACCAUUCAGUUUUGACAGUUGACUGGAAAGAUGAGCAUGGUAUUGGCAUUUAGGAAAUUAGGGCAAUGAUCGCAAGUCUUUGAGUUCUGUUUUAUACAGGUUAAUUUGGAGAGCAUCUGAAGUAGACAGUUUGAUGUGCCUACUGGGCAGGGUCCUUGCAGAUUUUGAUGCAAGGGAUAUAAGCCAGAGUGAGAAAUGCAGUCAUCAUCUUUGGAGUAAGUGUAGGUAUUGAAGUCAACACUGGACCAGAGGCCCCAGUUGAACAGAUAGUUAAGACAGUGAAGCUCUGAAACAUCAAAACGGAGCAAACAGGUAGCCAGUGGAGUAGUUAAGCAACAGAAAACUGCUGUAGGAAUUAGAAACUAAGGGUUUAACCACAUUAGCUUCAAGGAAGUAGGGAGAGGGCAAAGGGACAAAGAAUAAAUUCAGGCCCCGCCCAAGGUAGCAAGAAGGACUGAAGAGUACUGUGUGGAGUGUCCCUGUCCCCAGCAGUGCAGGCGGGGAGUCAGGCUUAGGUCUGGCGGUGAAAGCUGCUUGGAUCUGUUCACUUGAUGACACAGAGUCUUUCUCUUGUCCCACAGUGGAAGGUGCUGUGGAGAGGCAGCUGAUGCCUGAAGCCAGGUGGUCCUGCACGCCUCUCUGAGGGAGGCGGGUGGCCCUGUGUUAGCAUCCCCUUCAGAUGUCUGUGGAGAACUUUAGUUAGAUCCCAGGGGUGGUUCAUUUUGACCUCAAGAGGUGAGAAGAAACACAGGGAGGGCCAUCCUCUGAAUUAAAAAUUCGUUAAAGAAGCAAGUGGCUUGUUGCAGUGUGGGGAAUGGUGUGAUACUUUUGCUUAACUCUGGUUUCACAGAUGUCCUAUUAGAAGGUGAUGUUCAUUGCUAGUUCUAGCUGCUUUAAUAAAGAUUUUACUUAUUUUU